AUGCAGUCAAGAUUAGAAGAAGAGGAUGCCAAGGCAUCUCUUAUGAGUAGGAUUCAGAGGUUAACAAAGAUCAUUCUGGCUUCCUCAAAGAAUGUGAUUCCUGGAUAUCCGACUGAAGCUCCCAACCACCAACGAAGUCACUCUUUUGUCGAGGAAGAUAAACUUGAUGCCUUUCGGGAUGCGCUUAUAGAGCAAUUCGUAAAUGACCCUGAUGGAUCCAAAAGUCAGAUUGAGAACAAAGAGCGUGAAAUCCAAGAAAAAAAAGAAGCAAAUGAGUCUAAUGAAAAAGCCUUUGAGUUGGAGAUAAAAUCUACAGACAGGCGUGUCCUUCAGGAUCAACUAAAUGAUAAGUGUUCUGAAAAUAAAGAGUUGCAAGAAAAGUUGAAACAACUUGAGCAGCAACUGGCAGCAAGUUCUAACUGUACAUCAUUAUCUUCUGAACAAUAUGCAUCAGGAGCGGACGCUAAUGAGUUAAAAAAGAAGAUACAAUCCCAGGAAAUUGAAAAUGACAAACUUUAG
Molecule: messenger RNA, 519 nt
Organism: Vicia faba (fava bean)
Lineage: Eukaryota; Viridiplantae; Streptophyta; Magnoliopsida; Fabales; Fabaceae
Source: the annotation of a GenBank genome assembly